Molecule: messenger RNA, 6924 nt
Organism: Porites lobata
Lineage: Eukaryota; Metazoa; Cnidaria; Anthozoa; Scleractinia; Poritidae
Source: the annotation of a GenBank genome assembly
AUGUCUGGAAAUACAUGGGUUCCUAGUGAAUGGAGACAGGAAAUCGCACAAGAAAUUCCAACGCAGUUGAAUGCCUUCGAUUGUGGUAUUUUUUCUUUAAAGGUGAGAUAUUUAAACCUUAUGCUGCUUUUUAUUUUUAGUAUUUUAAUAUCUGUUCAGAUCGGCCACACACCGAAAAAUUUCUCAUUUAUUUUCAAUAUGUCAUUUAUCCUUCAGUUUGUUGACCACGUUAUUUCGGGUACACCUUUAUCCUUCUGUCAGGUAAGAACAUCUCAAGUUGACUAUUUUCUAAUAAAUGCAUAAUUGAAAAAAAUGUAACUUUAUUGGUCUCACUAGAUAUCUUUCCGUCACAGUAUGCAAGGAUGCAAAUCUAUGCCUAUGUCCAUAGCUGUAUAUAUACUGGAAUUUAGUACACUGAUGAUAAUUUUCAUGCAGAAAAAUACAGAACUAAACCAUUCAAUAAAGAUCAUAACUUUUAAGACCAACUACAAGUUCAGUUCCUGAUGUAAAUAUUCUUGAAAUGUUAUGUUAUGUUAUGUUAUAGAAUGACAUGCCUAGAUUUAGGAUGGAAAUGGCCGAUGAAAUCAAGGCAUCAAGAUUGAGGUUUGUAAACUGAUAAAACAUGAUUAAAAUUUUAGGGGUAACCUUGGGUCAUGACGGACCUUGUGUUAAAUAAAUCUUUCAUUUUCAUCCCCAGCGAAUACUGCGAGGAUAUCGAACCAUCCAGUGCAGAACAGCCUCCAUUAAACGUGUGCUUCGAAGAAACGGAGCCACCUAGUGCAGAACAGCCUGAACUAGUAUGCAAAACUCAAGUUCCAUUGAACACCAACAAGGAUAUGUUAGUGGACGGUAAUGAGAAUCAGUGCCUUUUUGUGACCAUGUAGUUUCCCCAUUCAGUGGUGAUGUUUUUUUAUUUGCUAAGCUAAGAUUGUGAAUGUGUUGAACUUCACGCUUAAUGAUGCUCAUCAUUAGAUUUAUUUAUUUUAUAUCUAUUCCCUCGAAUAGCCCAAUUUCGAUAUAUUAAAAUUCAAGUUGAAACAAAAAGACAUCACUACGAUUCUUGGGGGAAUAAACCAUAUAAAUCCUUAUAUUAUUCCCCCAAGAAUCGUAGUGAUGUCUUUUGUUUCAACUUGAAUUUUAAUAUAUCGAAAUUGGGCUAUUCACGUUUUCUUUGGGUGUCGUGCCUCGCGCGCGGAUCGCGAAAUUGCCUGUGGGUCUCGCGCGCUGCUCACAAACGCCGUUAGGCAAACUACACAAUGUACAAAGAUUCGAUAAACUACUGUUUUUCUACUUCUCUCCCCUUCGUUUAUUUUUGCUUUCAUCCACGUAUAGACACACUAAACCGUUUAAAUGAUUUUCGAUAAGAUGAGAGCGCGAAAAACGGUCCAGUUUUUUCGCAGUGGCUAUUCGUACGGCACCCGUACUUGUAUUUGCUAUUCAUACGGGAGUCGGACAUUUUCAAACAAUUUCGAUUUAAAACGCCAUUUUGCCGAUCCAAAAAUAUUAUCUGUUUGUUUAGAUGCACGGGGCGAUUCUUGUGAGCGAUGUUGAUUUCAUUCACACUAAUUUGUUCAGCCUGUGGUAAAAGUAAGCGAGCGACUGUUCGCGACACUUGACUUUUUUUUACGUCAUCAUAUUACUCCCGCUCGCGUAUUAUACCACAGGUUGAACAAAUUACUCUGAAUGAAAUCAACAUCGCUCACAAGAAACGCCCCCGUGCAUCUUAACAAACAUAUAAUAUUUUGGAUCGAAAUUUUGAAAGUUUCGGAGUCCCGUAUGAAUAGCAAAUAGAAGUCCAGGUACGGGAGUUAUAUGAUUAUGUAAAAAAAGAACCAAGUGUCGCAAACAGUCGUUCGCGUACUAUACCACAGGCUGAACAAAUUGGUGUAAAUGAAAUCAACAUCGCUCACAAAAAUCGCCCCGUGCAUCUAAACAAACAUAUAAUAUUUUGGAUCGGCAAAAUUGACGGACUCCCGUAUGAAUAGCAAAUAGAAGUCCGCGUACGGGUGCCGUAGGAAUAGCCACUGCCUUUUUAUAAAGCCGCGAUUUUGCAUUGAACGCCUGGAUAAAAAAAAAUAAAUUUGUCACUGACUACCUGGACUAAACUCGAAUGCAUACACAUUUCAAUUUGACUAAACUCGAUGUCCAUAUUUUCCAAUACACACAUAAUUUGGCAGUUUGCUCACAAGAGAUUCAACUGAAUAACAUUUAUGCCCGUCGGAAUCCUCACACUGGAAGUACACUUCAUUUUAUAUAACCAGUUUGCUGAGAUGCAACGAGCAAAACGUCUACGAGUUCUUAUUUACUUUUAUAGCCCGACGUCCUUAAUAUUCUUCUCUUAUCUUUUUGCCAUCUUGUCAUUUAUCUUGUACAGAAACCCCCACGAAUGGCAUGUCAACCGAUCAUGAGAGGGUAUUGUCUAAUGAAAGUUGCAGUAAAACUUCAGGACCAGAGAGUAAUGCGUCAAAAGCAGAGCUUAUCACCGUAGAACAGGCUAAAUCGUUUAUUAACAUUUUGAACUCAGAUAACAACGACCAGUUGUUCUUUCUUGUUUCCGGCUCCAUGUAUGAAGAUCCGCGACAACUUAAGGACUUAGUAAAAAACAUGUGGACUACAAAGCACAAAGACAUGCAUUUCCUUUUCCGCGUGGAGGAUUUGGUGCCGACUACCAACGGCAAAACAAGGUGCGCCGUCUCUGCUAAAGGCCAGCGGUGGGGAUAUCUGUCGUUAACAACAGAUUUGGAGUCGACAAAGUACGGAAGCUUUCGCGCUAAUCUACCGAGCAAUCUAUUGCAAUUUUUCCGCCCUGUCUUCGAAGAGGUGGUGCAGCUGACAACAGGCACACGAAUGACGAAAUAUCCACCGAGACCCUCUCUGAUCCCUUUCAAAAGUCACAUUAAAGAUGACGACGAUAAAGAAGGUAUGUCGAGUAAAAGUAAUGAUACUGUAUAAUCAUCGUAAAGAUAAUUUACUUUUUAUUCCUUGUUUUUUUCUUUUCAACGAAAAGGAUUUUAUAUCACUUCAUAUAGAGAGAGAGCCAGCCAUGGCCAAUGAGAGUUUAUAAGCUAUUUAUAGUCGACGUUUAAACGCUCUUUAUAUAUUUCCAAUCGAAAAUAGAUUAAACACCCAUUUAUUAAAAAAAAAAAAAUAGUUCUAGCGGGGGCGUCAAUUUUAUUUUGGAUAAAGAUAUUUUUCUGUAGAACUGAAAACAUCUCGCUGACUUGACUUAACGGGCAAAAAAUUUUAUUUGUUUAUUUUUAAUUUUUUAAUUGCCUUUUUAAAAAAUUUUUUACGUAGUGCCCGAAUGUUCUUGGGUUGGGGGAGCGUGGUGUACUCACUUAUAUGAGCUGUGCGAGGAUGUGCCUCUGGACAGGGUAUAGGGUUUUGAUCUCUUUGUCCUGAACAGGGUAUCCCAUAACGUCCCGAAAGAAACUACCCUCGUAGCUUUCAGAUCGAUUAAGGAGCCUUCGAGGCUUACUUAUUUCGGGGUCGUAACUUAUAGAAGGUCGCUACCUUAGGGAACCCAAAUGCGUUACUGGAAAAAGCUUUUUCCUCCAAAGAUUUGGCUGAAUUCCGUGAACAGUUGGAAAAAAUGAGAUGAAAUCGGUAGUUCCAGUUUCCUGUUGCUUCCAAUCGACAUGCAUUGUUUCUUCACGUGUAAACCUUGUUCUCAGUGGUCGGCUCCAUUUGUUCAAAUUUUUCUCGCAGUUCUUUCCUUACCUGACACUGAUUCCAUAGAAACAAGGAAUGUCUCUUUUUUUCUCCUUCUUAAACCAAGGAGUGGCAGUGGGCUCGCUCCAGGGAGGAGAAGCUGUCGCUACUUUCGGGAAAAAUUAGCGGCCACAACCUUUUUGACGUUAGUAUCGGGGGAUCGUUACUUUUGGAUCUACACGGUAUAUUUCUUUACGAUUAUUUCGUUGGGGAAUAGGGUUCAUCCCCGUGUUGAUUCGACAGUUGGGUUGGCGCCUAUUCGGGUAAUUCAUUGCAGCUUCACUUUAACAUGUUUAUCAAUAUUUGUUGCUUAGUUUUAAAUUUAUUUUGAUCCUAAUUGUAUUUUCAGAGGUGGGAAAUUGCUGCAUCGGUCUUCUUUUGUGUGCAUUGGCUUUGAUCGACAAAAAACGAUGGGAAAAAGUCACAGCUGGAGCGGCUGAUCUGUUCGACGAGGGACCACUUGGCUCGCAAGUGAUAGCCAGCAGCAUUCUUGAUUGUGUUGGCGGAUCCAACAAAUCGUUGUUUUCGUUGUUUCCGUCAGAAUCAGCCAAAGAAAAGUCUGCUUUACGACCCAGCAAGGAACAAAGACGUAUCGCCGCCCUUGCGGAUUGUAAAAGUACUCAAUACGAAGGGUUUUGGAUCUCGUCGUGUACGAAGACUGUGAGGGAGUUUGAAAAGGAAGCAGAAGAAAAACUUAGAAGGACACAUUGCUCGGGUGAUAUUGAACAACGCCUGCGAAUAGUUAAACAUCUAAGUUCUUCGCCAUCUAAGAUGAUGACGGUUGAGGAAGUGACAGAUGCCAUAGGGAUUGUUACGUACCAGAAGGCCCUUGCCUUCCGGAAGCAUCUUAAACGGUCAUUCCUAACAGGAAGCAACGCAUUACCGGUUUACAUUAAAGAUUCACCCAAAGGAACAGAGCCAUCCUUGAGGAAGGAAUUAACUCUUGUCAUCUUAAAACAAGAUUCGGAAAAAUCUGCGUUUGAAAGAGCGGCACUAAUACAAAACAAGAUCGCCCAAAAGUUUUCUCGUCACACCUUAGACCCAAACUUUUCUGAAAUGAAACAAUCAUUUAAACUUUUUGAAGACGAAAAAUCCAAAAUGAUUGGAAAAGCUAUUCUAAAGAGCGCUGGAUUCUCAGACUCCAAUCUUCGGAAACACCUUAAUUUCAGCAAAAAGUCCAUGGAAAGAGCAACCGAUAAAGUGUCCGCUGCAAAAACCGUGCUUCCUGAAAUGUGGAGAAAGGCGUUUGAUAUGGUGAGGUCCCGCUACCCUGGGCGAUCGGACAGCAAGCUACUGCCAAAGGCCAAACUAGUUAUGAAGAAACUUUGUGCAAGUAAAUUACUCGCAAGGGAAAAGUCAGAGCUCGCCCAUAGGCCAAGAAUGGACUUCGAUCCCAAGAUUUUGGAAACUAUCGUUGAAAUUUCAGCUACAAGUUCCGAUUCAGGUCAUCUCACGCACUCUAAAAGACAUUAUGACGUGAAAUACAUCGCUUCCGUCAAGGAAUCCGUAGAAACAAAUAAGAAACUCUCAGCAGGACGUUUACGCGAACACUACAAUUUAAUUGCUAGAGAAACUGGAAUGCCUACAGCUAGCAUUUCCACAGUGAAAAGAAGAUGUUUAGCACCUCAUUCAGGCCACAACAACAGCCGACACUAUUUCAACGAGGCGAAAAUAAAAUUUGGGAAAGUACCAGACACAGGUACCAGCAUUCCUUCUGUCAACAUUCAGUAUUGUAGAGCAUUUGCAAAAAUGGAGCAAAGAAGGCCAUUUCGCUUUGACGAAAGAUUCCCUCAUCUCCGUGAAUAUUCUACAAUUAACAGCACCGAUGCAAAGGCUCCAGUCAUUCUGGGAUCGAAAAACUCAUUCAAAGUCGGUCGGUCAUGGAUGAGUUACGUUAGUGAAGAUGAUCGAUGGAGUCCCUUGCAAGAAAAGGAUGAAGUUUCUUCGGAUUGUACCAAAAGGGACAAGGCUGUUGAUGACAAGGUUGUGCCACUUCAAGCGCUGCCUUGCCACGACUACCACUCAGGAAGAGAUGUAAUAGUUCCAAACACGAAUCUAUUCAUAGAGAAGACAUUCAGUGUGGAUAGUCAUAGUGGACGCGAGUCUGUGUGUUGGUCAGGGACAAAACUGGCCGUCAUCGUUUCUCCAAAAUUUGAAUACUCUAGUGGAGCACUCACGCAUGUGAAUGAGCGCUAUCAACUUCGGCGGUUCGGCGACGAGGAAGUAAAGAUGAAAAUGACACUUGCUCACACCGAUGUUCCCUCAGUUUCACUCCGAUACCUACUUGGAGAAAUACUUUCUUGGCUGCAGUCUGUUAAAGGAAAAGACAACCUGAAAAACUAUGUGACCGACGUUGAUGCAACAGAGGCAUCGAAACUAUCCACGUUUCUUAGAAGUUUGUCAAGACGUCUUAUCCAAGUGCCAACCCCACCACUGUCCCUUAUUCCGAUUUACGAGAAGAAUCCGUCACAAAUGUUGGAGAAGCUUCUACAUACCUUACAAAAAGAAAGGCUGCAGCAGUUAUCCAUUCAAGUCAAUGAUUUGGCGACUGGAACGGAACAAGAGGCGUAUGAACUCAUGCUCGCUAUGAAAAACGCUCUCACACAAGAUGGAUUAGAAGAAUGUGCAUUUGAAGUAGAGAACGUGGGUCGAAUUAAAUUCAUUAAUGCUUUCCAAAGAGUCAUUGAUCAUGUCAUCAUUAGGACAAGCGGUUUCCCGCUAAAUGAACUAGGCACAAGUUAUGUAACACUAGAUGGAUUGUCCUGUUUGCAAAGAACUACUAAACUGAUGGAUGACUUUUCAAUUGGCCCAAACGCCAAUAAAGAGAUGGUUUACUUGAGGGAGAUGAAUGGAGCAUCUUUAAUGUUGGAAAUUGCAGAACGCCUGGAGUUAAGUGAGGAUCUUUUCCUUGAGGACAACAUUGAUCAAGCCUCUGCCUCAUCUCUGGAUGUCAUAGAGCUGUUGUCAAGCUAUGAAUGCCUUGCCGACGGACGAGAAAUCUAUUUAGCCUGCGAACCAAGGCCUUUUAACUAUCGCCUAGUAGAUGGAGGACCAGAUCAGAAGCAGUCGAAUCUUGCAACAAAAAUCGCAGCAGCAAUAGAAUUCCGCAUGGAAUUGAACGCCCAUGCUUGUAUCCAAAGAAGAGCGGAAAGGGACAGUGUGGCUAAUGAAGCAGAGAGGGAAAUUCAAUGUUGGGUCGUGCUGCUUCAAUAG